AUGGCCGGUGCACGUAACGAGAUCACCCCGGCAAUUGCCGCGAGCCCAGCCAGAUCUGGGAUGGGACGUAAGCCUUCUGGCGCACGUGCUGCCCCUGCGAGCAAAAUCCCGUCAAGGAACUCCUUCGCCCCCGACCAGAGCCUGCAAGAACGCGACGACGACGACGAAGACAUGGUCGACCUCCACGACGCCCCUCCCCAAGUCGCUAGGGCGCAACAGGCCCUCGAGGAUCCCGACGCCGAUGCGUUGGCCGCGCUGACGUUCCUUGAGCAAGGCGAGGACGCAGACACGAACGCGUCGCAGCGCAGACCGUCCGCGCCUCCUUAUGCGACGUCAUCAUCACCGUCCAUCCCUCGGGUAGUUGAACCUGCCGAUGGCUCUGCGAAGUCCUCUGCAUCGCGUGAGUACAGAUCGUCAUUUGCGCCAUCGAAGCAAGCUGCGGAACGCAAGGCGAAGGCACAAGCGCAGCAAGCCCUUCAGCAAGCAGCUGUCAGUCGUCCAGGAAGAGCCAACGGUAAAGCGAGAGUGUCGAGUCGUGGGGCGUGGGCCGAGAGCAGUGAAGAAGAGGACGAGGAAGAGGAGGAAGAGGACGACGAUGCAGAUUCAGACGAGGAUCCGGCGCCGCGCAUGCCCUCCGGCCAGCAGUCGGCGUCGGGCUCUAUUGCACCCAGCAACUCUGGCAGUGCUGCCAAUUUAUCCGGGAGAGGCCCUUCCCCCGCAGCACCAGAGACUAAUGGCGCAUAUCCGCAGCCGCGCCGACCUCCGCGCGAGUUGCCUCAGGUGCCGGGUCCUGGACAGCCCUAUCCGGGAAUGCAGGGUCAACAAGACGAAUAUCUUAGCCCGCAACCACGCAGGUUCAUGUCAGAUCCGUAUACUGGCCGCCAGUCCAUGAGGCGCCUCAUACAACGACUCACCGGCAGACCAUGUGGAGCCACGCCCUUGAGGCACAAUGGCACCCCUCCUCCCUCGGGACCGAGCAGGGACACGUUCAUUCAGAUGGAACCACCCUCCGCGACCAUGACAAAGGCAUUUACCCCACAUGGUCUACUGUCGGCCGGGAUCCAGGAUAAGCAGGACCGUUCCGCCAAAAGGCAAGAAGAGCUCGCGAGGGAAACCGGCGCGUCGCUCAUCAACGUGCCGAACAAGCCCCCGCCGCCACAGACUGGCCUGCUCGGUGCUGUCACCGCGCACGAGCGCGAGCACAAGCGCGAGGGUGGCAUCGGCGCCGCUCUCACCGAACGCGAGCGUGAGAAGCGUCUGGCUGAGGAGCGACAACGCAAGCUAGACGAGUAUCAACGACAGCAGCUGGAGCAGAUGCAGCAAGGCGGUUCGAUGUAUGGCGGUAUGGGCAUGCAGGGCUUCAACCCUAUGAUGGGCAAUCCGAUGAUGAUGGGUAUGAACCCCAUGAUGACGGGUGCAUGGGGCUACCCCGGCAUGAUGCCUGGCUUCACCAGUCCCCAGCAUAUGAUGGCUGCCCAGCAGGCCGCGAUGCAGGCGUACCAGCAGGCGAUGAUGGCUUUCUCUACGGCGGGCUCACAGAUCGGUGGCGACGGCGGUCCUGCCCCUCUCAAUCCGAUGAUGACGGGAGGAAGCAUGGGCAUGGGCGGAAUGGAUCCACGCAUGUCGAUGAUGGGUAUGCCGAUGAUGAGUCCGAGCAUGGGCAUGAACCCCGCGAUGGGGAUGGGGAUGAACUCGCCGAUGGGUUCACCGAUGGGUGGACCGAUGGGGAUGAACGCUGGCAUGGGCAUGGGCAUGAACCCAGCAAUGAGCCCCGGUAUGUCACCAGGCAUGGGCGGGAUGGAUCCGCGCAUGUCGAUGAUGAGCAUGCAGAUGACGGGUGGUGGCAUGUCACCGCCGGCGUUCGAGGGCAUGCACCCCGUCAGCGAGAACAGCGGAAGCGGCCCGAACAGCUCUGUUGGCGAACGACGGUCACCCGCACCGCAAGGUCACGAUUCAUCAAGAGGCAGGACGGCCGCUCCGUCGCCGCUUCGGUGA
Molecule: messenger RNA, 1995 nt
Organism: Fomitopsis serialis
Lineage: Eukaryota; Fungi; Basidiomycota; Agaricomycetes; Polyporales; Fomitopsidaceae
Exons: 3
Coding region: 1-1995 (664 amino acids)
Source: RefSeq, a predicted model, not a curated record